UAGUUUAGCAGUGCAGUCUGGGUAAAGGUUGCAGCAGAAUGAUUUGCAUUAUAGAGUGAGGCACAUGGUCCACAGAAGUCUCCCAGCACAGUACAGGAGGACUGAUCAACCAUGGCUAGCAAGUUGAGCCAGAGCAUUGCUACCCAUACCCGGUUGUGGUACUUGAUAGACGCUCGUGGGCAAGUAGUCGGGAGGUUGGGCUCAAUGGUCUCUCUACUAUUGCAAGGCAAAACGAAGCCGAUCUACCACCCAGCAGUUGACAUGGGUGAUAAUGUGGUUAUUAUCAAUACAAGAGACAUUGUGUACACUGGAAACAAGUGGAAAGAUAAACUCUUCAGGCACCACACAGGCUAUCCAGGUGGGCUAAAAGAAGUGGCAGCUUGGAGGUUGCAUGAGAAGGACGCAACACAAGCACUCAGGAAAGCAGUCAAUGGAAUGCUGCCAAAAAACAAUCUUCGCAAAAAAAGAAUGAGACGGCUACAUCUUUUUCCUGACAGUGACCAUCCAUAUGCCCUGAACAUUUACAAGGUAUUAGAAGGACCGUCAGCAGUUUACAAGAAACUGGAUGAAUAUACAAAGGAUGAAGUUCAGAACUUUCCCGAAAUUGUUCGAGUUCCCCAUUUAUGAUUCAUCUACACUUAUAUGUAUGUUAAUUAUUAUGUAUGUAUUAUGUAUGUUAAAUUUAUGUACCGUAACCGCGUUUAUGAUGUUAAGUUCAUGUACCAUUCUGUAUUGGUAUUAUAUGUAUGAUGCAAUGACUCUAAUUUGUCACUCCUCA
Molecule: messenger RNA, 778 nt
Organism: Halichondria panicea
Lineage: Eukaryota; Metazoa; Porifera; Demospongiae; Suberitida; Halichondriidae
Product: large ribosomal subunit protein uL13m-like
Exons: 5
Coding region: 112-627 (171 amino acids)
Biological process (GO): negative regulation of translation; translation
Cellular component (GO): ribosome; mitochondrial large ribosomal subunit
Molecular function (GO): structural constituent of ribosome; mRNA binding
Source: RefSeq, a predicted model, not a curated record